AUGUCGUACUUGGAACAUAGCUCCGCCGUCAUCUCGGCACCGCGUUCUUGGCAGAGUCUGGAGAUGAGUAAAAAUACUUCGCACGAAUUGAAUACCACAGCCUUGAUUAUAAUGAACGCCCAGCCGAGGUCAUCGGCACACGAGUCAUCGAGUAAGCAAAUCAUCUAUCCUUUACAAGUGUAUGAGGCGACCAGUAGGAUAAACCGGGUGCACUACCAUUUGAGUGAUUUAUUUUUAGCAAACUGCAUUAGCGAAGCUCGAGCUGGACACCGUACAUUCCGUGUACUCAUCUUGGCUGAUGCAGCAAAGACGGCGUUAAGAGUUGAAGAAUUGGGAUCCUGUCCCUCGCAGUCUUAUGGCAUAAUGAGCAAGAUAUUUGACGUCCAGCGCGAAGGCAAUGAGACUGCUGGAGAGACCUUCUCGGAGACCCUUGAGCUACAGACACUCACGGGUUUUGAUACUUUCCGGUAA
Molecule: messenger RNA, 471 nt
Organism: Fomitiporia mediterranea MF3/22
Lineage: Eukaryota; Fungi; Basidiomycota; Agaricomycetes; Hymenochaetales; Hymenochaetaceae
Exons: 4
Coding region: 1-471 (156 amino acids)
Source: RefSeq, a predicted model, not a curated record